Molecule: messenger RNA, 2969 nt
Organism: Anarrhichthys ocellatus (wolf-eel)
Lineage: Eukaryota; Metazoa; Chordata; Actinopteri; Perciformes; Anarhichadidae
Gene: wdr5
Product: WD repeat domain 5
Exons: 13
Coding region: 1017-2018 (333 amino acids)
Cellular component (GO): Set1C/COMPASS complex
Molecular function (GO): histone binding
Source: RefSeq, a predicted model, not a curated record
CUCACCGUUUGAAUGGAGGGCCCCUCCGUGGCAGCUCAACCAAUUUGUCAACAGCGUUAAUGCUUCGCGAGCAGACGGCUAGCAUGUUGGGACUCACAUUAGCUCUCGUGUUAAACCAGUGGAUUCAACAUUGAGUUGUUGUCCGUCUCUGUCUGGCCUUCAAAUCGUAACCGUGUAAAUGCUCAAUAUUCAGCAUGACGAUAGCUACUGUCACGGCUAAACUAACCAACGAAGGGGUUCCGUGUCGCCCUUUGUUUAAUAAUUCUUAUUUUGGCCUUUGUCGCAUUUAAACACGAAUAAACGUGAACGGUUUUGUAAUUGAUACCAACUAGCCACACGUAUAGUCUUAGCUAAAGGUAUUACAUGUUUAUAUUCAGUCCUUUUUAACCGUAACAAGCCAGAUGACGGUAGCUAGCUAAUUGCUAGCUGAAAUAGCUACAUUUUUUUGUUACAUAACGCUAUGCUAAAGUAGAAAGCAGCCACACAGGUCAUGUCUGUUUAACGACUAAAGACUAAGAUUAAAAUCAUCUUUUAACCGUAGAUCUAAUGGCUGCGUUUGUAUUGAAUUAACGUUAACGUUACAGUAUUAAACCCCGUUGUCUCCCCUCCAUAUGACAUAUCUGUCAUAGUUUACAUUAAAAGCAUAAAUAUCAGUUAGUUGGAUCGCGUCAUUUAUAGACUGGACUGAACAGUACAGUUGAACUCACUUGAAGUAAAUUAUCUAUGCAUCCACUGUAGAAAUCAGUCCUUUAAUCAUCAUGAAGACCAACCAAUGCACAUUGUAAUCACACAUUGUUCUAAUUUACAUAUUAGUACUCUAAUAUUAAUACUCUAAUCAUAACGUGUGUGCUGAGGACUCUGAGGGCUGUCUCCGUAUAACGCAGACGUUUGUUUCACCGCUACGUUCACUUCGGUUGUCUGUGAAUGCGACAGUGCUCAGACUCGAACAGGAUUUCAUUAUUAAACUCAACAUCUUGUCUCCAGGAGCGUGCUUAGUAGAUGCUCAUUUCCUCACCAUGGCAACGGAAGAUAAGAAACCAGAGACCGACACGAAGCCUCCCGUCGUCCCAUCAGCGUCUGCCAGUCAAAGCAAGUCUGCGCCCGGCAAGCCCAACUACAGCCUGAAGUUCACACUAGCGGGCCACACUAAAGCCGUCUCCUCCGUCAAAUUCAGUCCCAGCGGAGAAUGGCUCGCCAGCUCGUCUGCCGAUAAACUCAUCAAAAUCUGGGGCGCAUACGACGGCAAGUUUGAGAAAACCAUAUCCGGACACAAACUGGGUAUAUCUGACGUGGCCUGGUCCUCCGACUCCAACCUCCUGGUGUCCGCAUCCGACGACAAAACCCUGAAGAUCUGGGACGUCAGCUCGGGGAAAUGCUUAAAAACUCUAAAAGGUCACAGCAACUACGUCUUCUGCUGCAACUUCAACCCCCAGUCCAAUCUCAUCGUGUCAGGAUCGUUUGAUGAGAGUGUACGGAUAUGGGACGUGAAGACCGGCAAGUGUUUGAAAACAUUGCCGGCUCAUUCUGACCCAGUUUCAGCUGUUCACUUCAACAGAGACGGCUCCCUGAUCGUGUCCAGCAGCUACGACGGACUCUGCCGAAUCUGGGACACGGCAUCGGGGCAGUGUUUAAAGACGCUCAUAGACGACGACAACCCCCCCGUGUCGUUUGUGAAGUUCUCCCCUAACGGGAAGUACAUCCUGGCGGCCACGCUGGACAACACGCUGAAGCUGUGGGACUACAGCAAAGGAAAGUGCUUGAAAACGUACACCGGCCACAAAAACGAGAAGUACUGCAUAUUCGCGAACUUCUCCGUCACCGGCGGAAAGUGGAUCGUGUCCGGCUCAGAGGACAACAUGGUUUAUAUCUGGAACCUGCAGACGAAGGAGAUCGUGCAGAAACUCCAGGGCCACACAGACGUCGUCAUUUCGACCGCCUGCCACCCGACAGAGAACAUCAUCGCGUCCGCGGCUUUAGAAAACGACAAAACCAUCAAGCUAUGGAGAAGCGACUGCUAAGCCCCCUUUUUCUUUUUGGAUCUUUUGGGCCAUUCAUAACGAGUUUUUCUUCUGUUUUGUUGUAAGAAAAGAGGACUUUUUUGUUUGCGAACAGAGAGCUCCUGCAGGCCGCAGAGGGCUUUCAGGUGAGGAAAUUCAGCGAGGAGAAUCAAAUGACAUCAUCGACCACAAAAAACCCACAAAGCCGCAUCUGAGAUAUUCCAUGCGUCUAACGUGUGCCAGAUUUAGUUUCUUCCACCAGGAAGUUGGAGUUUUUUUAUUUUUAUUAUACAACAAUGUUGAUGCUCUGUUCUGGUGCUUCAGUAUUUUUGACACUGCGUUAACCCCCCCCAACGUCACGGCUCCGAACCAACUCGCGUUGAUAAAUGUAAAGCUUAUUUGGCCUUUCCAUGAUUCAUUUUUUUUUUUUUUAACUUUCUCUGAGUAACUGCAGUGAUUUCAAGGUGGAGAAGUGACUUUGACAUCAAGCUUCAGGUAUUAAAAAGAAAAGACAUCAAAGGAUCCUAUGGCUGUUAUUUAUUAUUCAAGGCAUUGCGAUCAGUGUUUGUUUUUUUUUGUCUUGAUAUUUAAUUGCUAGAUCUCAAAUGUGCACCGCGUGCCGUAACAAGAUAUAUUCAGUGUUUGUAAGUCCUUUCAGGGCAACAAACCAGGAUUUAAAGCCCCCCCCCCCCAUGUCUAAAUUGAACACUUUACAGUUUAGGAAAGUGACCAAAUGCAGCCGUUUAGUCCUCUAGCAUCUGUACAUAUGACGUUGACGUAUUGUGAUUUGAUUAUUACAGCUGUCUUUGUUCUCUUCUGCUUGAUUAGCUCCUUCUGUAGUUCUGCACAUGAAGCCAGCAGCAUCUGUUCUCUGUAGUUAACCUGGAUUUAUUAUGUAUUUGGUGGAAUACAUGUUUUGACAUUUGACAGCUAUAACCUGCGACUUAAUAAACCCAGUUUUUGUACGUUUCA